AGAAGCAUAGAAGAUCGGGCACCGGUGAGUCAACUCGGGCCCAAAUUCAGCUUUCUUUCACUCACCGAAACACAGCACGUUGAUCACCAAUCAUACUACCCAUCUCUUUAACACCUCCUUUUUCUCUGUAAAAUUCAAACUGCUCUAUACAUAUUAAAUUCCGCCAAACAAUCAAACCCUACCUCUAUAUAUCAUGUAUAUCUGCAUCUAAUCAUAUAUUUUGAGAGGGAAAUAUGGCGAUACUGUAUGCGUUGGUGGCUCGGGGAUCGGUGGUGCUGGCGGAGUACAGCGCCACGCCGACCAACGCCAGCGCAAUCGCCAGGCAGAUACUGGAGAAGACGCAUAGCGACAGCGACAGCAACGUUUCCUACUCUCAGGAUCGCUAUAUUUUCCACGUCAAACGCACCGAUGGCCUCACCGUUCUCUGUAUGGCCGACGACGUCGCCGGAAGAAGAAUUCCCUUUGCUUUCCUUGAGGACAUUCAUCAAAGAUUUGUGAGGACAUAUGGCAGAGCUGUACUUUCAGCACAAGCAUAUGCUAUGAAUGAUGAAUUCUCCAGAGUCAUCAGCCAACAAAUGGAAUAUUACUCGAAUGAUCCAAAUGCAGACAGAAUAAACAGGCUAAAAGGUGAAAUGAGUCAGGUGCGUAAUGUCAUGAUAGAGAAUAUUGACAAAGUUUUAGACAGAGGAGACCGUUUGGAGUUGCUUGUUGAUAAAACUGCCACUAUGCAAGGGAACACCCUUCGCUUCAGGAAGCAGGCCCGACGAUUUAGAGGCAGUGUAUGGUGGAGAAAUGUGAAGCUCAUAAUUGCGCUGAUAGUCCUUCUCCUGGUGAUAGUUUAUGUCGUUUUGGCCUUCGUCUGUCAUGGCCUCACACUCCCAUCUUGUCUGAAGUGAGAAUCAGCAUCUAGUGUACACAACAGCUAUUCCUGGCUCUAUUGAUUGUUUUGCAUAUGUGUGAAUUUUUAUUUUAUUUUAUCAAUUUCUGCUGAACUUCUUGUGUUCAGAAAAAAAGGAGUUAAUGAUUCUUGUUAUUGCAAGGUGUCCAGGGGUGGGGGACGGGGGGUGUGAAGAAAGAAAAGUAUUUUGUGCAUGUAUUUCGGGUUUCAAAAAAAUCUGUAGUAACUGAAAAUGCUAUUAUACAGGCAAUGUGUUAUUAAUCCUCUGGAUUGAUCACUCGACGAGUUGAGUUUGUUAUUCCACGACAGUUGAAUUGCCAAGUUCUUGAACA
Messenger RNA from Ipomoea nil (Japanese morning glory), 1230 nucleotides. RefSeq names its product vesicle-associated membrane protein 711-like. The transcript has 4 exons. Lineage: Eukaryota; Viridiplantae; Streptophyta; Magnoliopsida; Solanales; Convolvulaceae. The coding region runs from base 234 to 896 and encodes 220 amino acids. Gene Ontology annotation, biological process: vesicle-mediated transport. Gene Ontology annotation, cellular component: membrane. The record is from RefSeq and is a predicted model, not a curated record.